GGCGGCGGCGGCAGCUGCGGCGUCGGUCUAGGCUGUGGCCGGGGGAAGUGAAUGGUUUUACCCAGAGGGCCCUGCGCCGCGUUUCUCCGCUGGCACCGGCGCUGCUCCCUUCUCCUCCCCGGCCAUGGCGUUCACAUUCGCGGCCUUCUGCUACAUGCUGGCGCUGCUGCUCACCGCCGCCCUCAUCUUCUUCGCCAUCUGGCACAUUAUAGCAUUUGAUGAGCUGAAGACUGAUUACAAGAAUCCUAUAGACCAGUGUAAUACCCUGAAUCCUCUCGUACUUCCAGAGUACCUCAUCCAUGCUUUCUUCUGUGUCAUGUUUCUUUGUGCAGCAGAGUGGCUUACACUGGGUCUCAAUAUGCCCCUCUUGGCAUAUCAUAUUUGGAGGUAUAUGAGUAGACCAGUGAUGAGUGGACCAGGACUCUAUGACCCUACAACCAUCAUGAAUGCAGAUAUUUUAGCAUAUUGUCAGAAAGAAGGGUGGUGCAAAUUAGCUUUUUAUCUUCUAGCAUUUUUUUACUACCUAUAUGGCAUGAUCUAUGUUUUGGUGAGUUCUUAGAACAACACACAGAAGAAUUGGUCCAGUUAAGUGCAUGCGAAAAGCCACCAAACGAAGAGAUUCUAUCCAGCAAGAUCCUGUUUCCAAGAGUAGCCUAUGGAAUCUGAUCAGUUACUUUAAAAAUUGACUCCUUAUUUUUUAAAUGUUUCCACAUUUUUUGCUUGUGGAAAGACUUUUCAUAUGUUAUCCUCGGAUAAAGAAUUUAAAUGGAAUUAUGUUUAAAUUAAUAUAAAAUGAUUACCUCUGGUAUUGACAGGUUUGAACUUGCACUCCUUAAGGAACAGCCAUAGUCCCUUGAAUGAUUGCAUUAAUUAUAGACUGUCCUUAGUCCAUUGGAAGCUUUUGUUUAUAGGAACAUGUAGGGCUCAUUUUGGUUUUAUUGAAAUGCCAUCUAAUUAUAAAUUAGCUGUAGAUAUCAGGUGCUUCUGAUGAACUGAAAAUAUAUAUCUGAUAUGUGGGAAACUUCAUGGGUUUCCUCAUCUAUCAUGUAGGUUAUUAAAUAUGGAUACAUUAAAAAAGUAAGGGUGGGAUUUUUUCUUUGACUUGAGUAUUAUCCCUGCAUAUUGCAUGAAUGAAAGAUUUCCCAUAUUUCCAUCAGAGUAAUAUACUUGCUUUAAUUCUUAAGCAUAAGUGAACAUGAUAUAAAAACAUGCUGAAUUAUGAAGAAUGCAUUUAAAGCUAUUUUAAAUGUAUUUUAAUUUGUAAGACGUUAUCAAGAAAUUGGUUAUUCUACUUACUGUUCUAAUCUGGUGGUAAAGGUAUUCUUAAGAAUUUGCAAGUACUUAGAUUUACAAAACUGAAUGAGAGAAAAUUGUAUAACCAUCCUGCUGUUCCUUUAGUGCAAUACAAUAAAACUCUGAAAUUAAGACUAAUUUUCAGUGCAUUAUUUUAAAGAUUACAAAUAGCUAUUUCAUAAACUUGCUUAAUCCAUAAUAAAGACAUAUAACUCAAUUUGAAAAAAAUACUAGAUGAGUUUUUUUUUUGUUUUUUGUUUUUUUAAAUACCAUGUCUGGAUUUAAAAAGGAAGAUUUUUAAAUGGUUAAGCACAUUACAUUUUAUUGUCACUUGACAAAAUUUAUAACCAUUGAUGGUGCUGCAUCAUCAUUUUUCUUACUAAUUUAAAAAAUUAUUGUGGCACUUAAAAUGUUUUAAUUUUUUUUCCUUUUUGAAACAGCAGGUUUUAAGGUAAAAUGACUUAUAAAUUUGAGUUUUUGCUACUUCUUGUAAGGCAGGUAAAUUAUGGCUUGCAUGUUUUUAUAAGCGUUUUUGUGCUUUAUUUGGGUUGGGGAAGUUAAGGCAGUUGAAAAUAGUGCACAUGGUUCAGAAUUUCUUAAAGGAUGAAAGAAAACCAAUAUAUAGAAAUUCCACAUAAUGAUCAAGGGAGUUUAUGGAUGUCUUUGUGGCAGUCUAAGAAGCCCUCGAAUUAGAUGCUGUUUUACUUUCUAUUAGUGAAAAAAUGCUUCCCCACCUUUGGGAGAGUAGCUGUUACCGUUUUGCGAUUGGGUAAUGGAGUUGAGUACGUUGAAGAGAAUAGAUCUACCAUAAGAUUGAAGAGAGUCUUAUUUCAUAAUGAGAGAAGCUUUGAAGACCUUGUUUUUGCUAGUCUGGAGAAUGCCUUGAGGGAUCUGACCUUUGGUCUGUUGUUGCAGUAAAUUAUUUAUUGAGCACUUGCUAGGCAGUGAAUAUUCAUGCUUUGAGUAUGAGCAGUGAUUCAGUUUCUGAUCCACCUAAUUAUGUCAGCACACACUUAUUAUUAUUCUUUCUUGUUCACAAGUAUUUUUGAUCAUGAAAGACCUGGCCAAGUCUUCUGUCCUCCAGAUAAGUUCCCUGGGGCUGUUACUUUCGUAUUCCUGUCAGUAUUUUCACAAGCCCUUGCUGUCUUAGCAAACAUUCCUUUCUAAGUUUUAAAAAACAUCCUUUUAAUAAUCUAUUCCAGAAUAUUCUCCAGAAUUAAUGCAAGAUUUAUUGGUUGCAAUUUGUGGAAGCUGCCUUCUCAUGCUUCAGAAUUUAGAUUUAUAGUCCUUAGCUGAUUCCUCAAAGAUGAUCGACAGUGAGGUUCACCCAUCUUGGUGGUAGGUUGUUAAUUCUUAGGCAUGUAAGUUUUUAGAAGAUUGAGUACCUUGAUGGCCUCAUAAUAUCUACCCAUCUUUACCUUUUCUAAUGUUUUAUGAAAUUAAAUCCCUUACCAAGAGAAAGAAACAAAGUACAUUUGACAAUAUCCCAUUAACUCUUCCUUGCUCUGAAUUUAAUUUGUUCUCCUCAUUAAUAUUUUUGGGUAGCUGUAGACUUAUGUUAUUUCUGCAGGUCCAGCUGAGGCAUAGUUAGCCUAGAUUUGUAAUCCUUCCCAGCUUAUAUUAAACUGCUUCUCCCUGUGCAGCAACAGCUGUUUAUUUAGGUACUCCUUUUCCUUGUUACAAUUAGUAUUGUUGUCAUGUGCUUUGAUUUAUCUUUAAAAGCUUUCCAACUCUCAGAAACCAUUAGUGUAACACACUGUGGUUUAUAUUUAUACUAACAAUUCUUUGUUGCUAUGACUACUGUAGAUUCUUCUGAGUUAAAAAUCUUAUAUAACAAGUGUAGUCUAUUUAGAAGUUAUUCUCUUGAGUCAUAAUACUAUAUAAUGGCAAUAUGUCCCCUUAGUACUAAGGAGGUAUAGGGGUAGAAAUUUAUUUGAAUGCUGAUAUCUGAAUUUUAUUAAUAAUGUUUGAUGAUUUUCAUAGUGCUUAGCUGAUUUCCCUACCCUGUACCCCAGGGUGGAGGAGAGUUGGGUCCCAGGCUAUAGACAGAUUUUUAAUUUGUUUGAAAUUUGAAUUAUUUUCCAUGAGAAGGUGGGGAGGAGUUGAUAGGAAAUGAUCAGAAACCCACUUUUGACAUGUAUUAGGUACUACUAAAGCAUUUUAGAAAACCUCAUGCAUUAUACCGUGAACUGCCAGACCUACCAGUCAAGUUCAGAUACCCAGAUAAUAAUGGCCUUUCACCAAACAACAAAGUACAUGGCAGUUUGCAAUGUGUCUCUUUUAAAGCCUUUCAGUAUUUUUCAGCUUGAGGACCAAACUAAUAGUUCUCUUAAGAGCUCUUCUCUGCUCCUCAAAUCAACAUAUUUUGAAAAUGUCAGAUAUUUGCCUAGGAAGCAAAUAGAGAUGUAGAUAUACUUUGAAACUAGCAGAUAUUUUCCCUGGUACAACUUUUCUCUUUUCCUCUAGUUAUGUUUAUGAUCAGUGUUAAUGUGUGGUGCAAAUAAUGACUUGUGUAUCUUUCAUACUCUGCAGGGGGAUGGGCUUUCAUUUUUGGCGUGGCUACAUCAUAGCAUUGUGAUAACUGAGUCCAUUCACAUAAUGAUCUGUAUUUAAAAGUAUAUAUCUAGUUUACUUUUUAAUACAAUUUAAUGCUCAUGAAUGUGCAUUUCUCAAUCAAUUGUACAGUAUAAUUGUAAAUCAAAUUCUGACAGCAAAAAUAUUUUAAAACAUUCUUUUCAAAGAGGAAAGAUAAAAAUUGAUACUGUGUCUAGCAUUGUUCACUAAAGUACUCAUAUUCUUCCUUUUGGGGAACCUAAUAAUGUUAGUCUCAAAUAACUAAUAACUUAAGCUCUUUUGCUUAAACCAGUCAUUGAUCUGCAGUCAGACCAGCAGCUAAUAAAUCUCUGGUACCAGUAUAGCUUAGAAGAUGGUUUUUAACUAAUGGAUCUCUGAUAUUAAUAAUAUAGCUCAGAAGAUGGUUUUGAACUAAUAUUCCAGGGUGAUGCCAAGAGAAAAAAAAUGUAUUUCUGGAUAUGUUGAAUAACUUUCUUAGCACAAUUUUAUUUUGGUUAAAAUUGAGCAUUCUGAAGCUAAAUGUCUAAAAGGAGUGAACAGUUUUGCUGCUGCUUCUGCUUGGUGUGGAAAACAGUAUUAACUAUAUAAGGUGAAUAAUUGGUGAAGGGAUCCGAGUGAAGAUUUUAUUCUACAUUAAUAUACAUUGUGGAAGUGAAGAUGUAUUGAAUGUCUUGAAAUGGAAAAGAGUAAGUUUUUGUUGCACAAUGCUUUUUCUAAACAUUUACAUUUCUUCGAUUACUGUGUUCAUGUAUUCUGAAGAAGAAAAUUUUAAUAGAUUGGUGACAGGGUAGACCCUGAAACUACUAAGGAAAACGCAGAGUGUAGUUAGCCAUCUGUGUUCAUGGUUUAUUAAAAUCUAAGUUAAUGGUGCUGUACCACUGUCCAAAGAAAAUGCCCUAAGUAGUCCUGCCGUCUUAGAGUUUGCUUGAUUUAUUUUGCUUUUGUAUAUUUAAUAAAAACCGUCUCAAAUGUU
Pteropus alecto (black flying fox) is the source of this 4840-nucleotide messenger RNA. It is a transcript of the gene CNIH1, whose product is annotated as cornichon family AMPA receptor auxiliary protein 1. The record is from RefSeq and is a predicted model, not a curated record. The coding region runs from base 125 to 559 and encodes 144 amino acids. NCBI's taxonomy places the organism in Eukaryota, Metazoa, Chordata, Mammalia, Chiroptera, Pteropodidae. The transcript has 5 exons. Gene Ontology annotation, biological process: vesicle-mediated transport.